UUUCGUUCAGUCCAGACCUAAUUUCGUUCAGUGCUCAUAAUAAUUGGCGGCCAUAUUUGUUUACGUUCGGGAGAAGAAAGAAAUUAUUUAAAAAUCUACAAAAUUCUACACAAUCAUCAUGGCGGCAGCAACAAAACCUAAAAGUGAGAUGACACCUGAAGAGAUGGCAGCUCAAGAACAAGAAGAGUUCAACACUGGACCACUAUCUGUCCUCACUCAGUCUGUCAAGAACAACACACAAGUCCUCAUCAACUGCAGGAACAACAAAAAAUUACUUGGAAGAGUCAAAGCUUUUGAUAGGCAUUGUAACUUAGUGCUAGAGAAUGUCAAAGAGAUGUGGACUGAAGUUCCUAAAACAGGCAAAGGAAAGAAGAAAUCAAAGCCUGUGAAUAAAGACAGAUACAUUUCCAAGAUGUUCCUUAGAGGUGAUUCCGUUAUAUUAGUGCUCAGAAACCCAUUGGCCACUGCUAAGUAAUGCAGUUGCUGAUCUUUCAACUUCGGAUUUUAACAUUCUUCACAGACAGAUUGUGACACUCAUUCUUUAUCAUCGGAUGUCAUUGAUAGUGUAUUUGAGGCCUCUGCAGAUAUACAUCUACCAAUUAUGCUUGUAUACUGAAGCUGCAGGUUGAAUGCUGCCAGAAUAUGGAUUGGAUUUACUUCACAUCAUGAAAACUUUAGCAGAACAUUUGAAUCCUAUUCUGAAAGUAGGAUUCUAGUUUGUCUUUGAAGAAGCAUUUGCAUAGGCAAAUUGACAGUUAUUGACAAAGAUAGUGAUUGUAGAUUUGCCUCAAGAGAUUUUU
Owenia fusiformis is the source of this 800-nucleotide messenger RNA. Lineage: Eukaryota; Metazoa; Annelida; Polychaeta; Sabellida; Oweniidae. The record is from the annotation of a GenBank genome assembly.